GUCGCGAGCACGUCUGGGUCCCUCCCUCCCUCCCUACUCUGCCUCCUCCGCCGCCCUGCUGCUCCCUCGCCCCAGCCGCCCGCCGAGCAGCCGUUUCCGCCCUCUGGCCCCCCCGGCGCGCGAGCUCUGCGCUUGCGCCGCGGGGUGCCCGCCGGGGGCCAAGGCGGCGGAUGGCGGCGAUGCCCCACCCGAGGGACGAGGCGCCGCCGCCGCUGGUGCCCCAGCCCGCGUCCAGGAGCAACCUGGACGCCUUCGACGACGUCCCCGACGACUUCGAAUUGCCGCCUGGGAGCGUCAAGAAGGGGGAGAAGUAUCGACAAGUAUUGCUCCCAGUGCCAUUCCAUCUACCCCGACAACCGCCUCACGAGAGGAGGCAAUCGAAAAAGCAAAGUUGCAUAAAGAUGAAUUGCCGCAGGCCCGCGCGGAUUUAUGGGGUCGGCACGAGGCCCACUUGGCGGCGCCUUCUCCGCCACGCUUGGUUCGCUCUGCGCGCCAAGAAGGGGGCCCCAGCGCCCAUCCGAGAAAUCCGCGCUGACCUCCGAAGGCAUAUAUGUAUGCAGUUGUUUUUGUUCAUAGGCCAGACCCAGAUCGGCCCGACAUUGUUUAACAUCUACGGGCGGGCGAGCGGAAUGGAGGAGAUCCAGAACAAGUCCACCAACGAGCGCCUCGACGGAGUCGUGUGGCUGGCCGCCCCUCUCAUGAACUACAUGAAGAAUCCGCGAGUCAUGGCCCAGGGCCGCGUGCAGAUGAACUUCCGGGGCAUCCCCGACUGGCAGAUCAGGGUGUUUUUGUUGUUCUAACAUCGUGCACUACCUCAUGACGCUGGACUGGAGCAAUCAGGAGCUGGCGAACCCGCCGGACAGCGUCCUCCUUCGCGCCGCUGCGGUGGUACGAGAAGAUGAACGCGGAUGCGGGCAGAUGAGGGCGAUCGCAGCGUCCGCACGGCACGCUCGAGUGCCACGCGGCCGCCCAGAGCGCGCGCGCGCGCGCGAGCGUGUGGAGCGGCUCCGCGCGAGCGCGCGCGGGACCAGCCGGGGCGCGCGCCGCGCGGUACCGGCUGAGGGCGCGCCGCUGCGCGCGGGCGCGCGCGCGCGGUGUCGCGCGCGCGCGGCGCCAGCCUUUUUCCCCUUCCAGGGCGCGCUCUCUCGUCUCUCUCUCUCUCUCUCUCUCUCUCUCGCUCUCUCGUGUUCCGUGUUCUGGCUGGCCUCCACACGAUCUCUGAGCCUCGGAGCUCUCUCCCCGAGAGCGCGCCACGUGCCCCUUUUUCCCUUUUUCUCCAUUUCUUGCUCGGGCCAGCCUGGCGGACGUCGGCCUGCCUUUGGCCUCCGCCGCGGCCUCUUGGCGGGAGCGGCCGCGCGCCAUCCACAAAAGGAGGCCGCGCACAGCGGCGAGCGCACUUCGCCUCCACGAGCCGGCAGGGGGAGAGAGGCAGAGGGGGGGCCGCGGAGCCCCGGCGCGCUGCAGAGGAGCGGGG
Molecule: messenger RNA, 1474 nt
Organism: Prorocentrum cordatum
Lineage: Eukaryota; Dinophyceae; Prorocentrales; Prorocentraceae
Source: the annotation of a GenBank genome assembly